Molecule: messenger RNA, 3822 nt
Organism: Oncorhynchus masou masou (cherry salmon)
Lineage: Eukaryota; Metazoa; Chordata; Actinopteri; Salmoniformes; Salmonidae
Product: serine/threonine-protein phosphatase 2B catalytic subunit gamma isoform-like
Exons: 13
Coding region: 549-2084 (511 amino acids)
Biological process (GO): calcineurin-mediated signaling
Cellular component (GO): calcineurin complex; cytoplasm
Molecular function (GO): calmodulin-dependent protein phosphatase activity; calmodulin binding
Source: RefSeq, a predicted model, not a curated record
CAUGUUGUAGGAAAUCCGUUUGUGGUGGAUUGCUACAGUAAUCCUACAGCAGUCUGGACGAUAUAUUUGAUCACGACUAAAACCCAAAACUGGAGACCUGGAUCAGAUUAGGUACAGCCAAGAAGAAGCAGAUGAAAUUAAGACAUGAAUUGAGCUGCGGUGUGUAAACCAGAGAAAACAGAGAUCGAUUGGAAACCUUUUCCUGGACUGGAGCAGUCUGUUCAUCUGACAGAUAAUUUGACAGCAGUUGGUUUACUAGCUACCUCUGGCUCGACAAGGCAGGAAGAAAGCUUUCAUUUAGUGGUUAAAGUGACCCCCCCCCUCCCCCUCCCUCCCCACAUCUAGCUAGCGAAAUUACGUUCCUGCCCAGUUGAUCUGCACUUCCCUAGUCUGCUAACCCCCUGCCGGAGAGGACGGCUGCGGAUCCAGAGGUGCUGUUGGAGGUAGCUAGCUAGCACGGCUAGUUCAUUUCACUAGCUAGCCUGCUAGCUACGCCUUGGAAUUCACACCAUUAGCUAACUGGUUCCUCCUGGGGCAGAUACGCCGAGAUGUCGGUGACGAAAGACCAAACACCAACCAAACUGUCCACCACCGAUCGGCCCAUUAAAGCGGUGCCCUACCCCCCUGGCUCCAAGCUGACUGUAAAGGACCUGUAUGUAGACGGGAAGCCCAGUGUUGAGGUGCUCAAGACCCAUCUUGUUAAGGAGGGCCGUCUGGAGGAGGAAGCAGCUCUUCGCAUCAUCACUGAUGGCGCCAACAUCCUGCGACAAGAGAAAUGCAUGCUGGAGGUGGAAGCACCUAUAACAGUGUGUGGGGAUGUCCAUGGCCAGUUCUUUGACCUGAUGAAGCUGUUUGAGGUGGGCGGCUCGCCCAGCAGCACCCGCUACCUGUUCCUGGGGGACUAUGUUGAUCGAGGAUACUUCAGCAUCGAGUGUGUGUUGUUCCUGUGGACUCUGAAGAUCAACCACCCCACCACUCUGUUCCUACUCAGAGGAAACCAUGAGUGCCGGCAUCUCACAGAGUACUUCACCUUUAAACAGGAGUGUAAGAUAAAGUACUCUGAGCGUGUGUAUGAUGCGUGUAUGGAGGCGUUUGAUUGCCUUCCCCUGGCUGCGCUCCUCAAUCAGCAGUUCCUGUGUGUCCACGGAGGCCUGAGCCCCGAAAUCACCUGCCUGGAUGACAUACGCAAGCUGGACCGGUUUAAGGAGCCCCCUGCGUUCGGACCCAUGUGUGACCUGCUGUGGUCAGACCCUGGAGAAGACUACGGCUCUGAGAAGACCCAGGAACACUUUGCUCAUAACUCAGUUCGAGGCUGCUCCUACUUCUACAGUUACCCAGCAGUAUGUGACUUUCUGAUGAACAAUAAUCUGCUGUCAGUAAUAAGAGCACAUGAAGCCCAGGACGCUGGGUAUAGAAUGUACAGGAAAAGCCAGACGACGGGUUUUCCUUCUCUGAUCACGAUAUUCUCUGCUCCGAAUUACCUGGACGUGUACAACAACAAAGCGGCGGUGCUGAAGUAUGAGAACAACGUGAUGAACAUCCGUCAGUUCAACUGCUCCCCACACCCCUACUGGCUGCCCAACUUCAUGGACGUCUUCACCUGGUCGCUGCCCUUCGUCGGCGAGAAGGUGACAGAGAUGCUGGUUAACGUGCUCAACAUCUGCUCUGAUGACGAGCUCAUGUCUGAAGGAGACGACACCUGCGAGGCUGGAACUUCUGCUGUGAGGAAGGAGGUAAUCAGGAAUAAGAUCCGAGCGAUCGGGAAGAUGGCCCGUGUCUUUUCUGUGCUCAGAGAGGAGAAUGAGAGUGUGUUACAGCUGAAGGGGCUGACCCCCACUGGGGCCUUGCCUGUGGGAGUUCUGUCUGGAGGACGGCAGACCCUGGAGAGCGCUACCGUACAGGCAGAAGAGGCACGAGCUAUCCAAGGGUUCAACCCGCAGCAUAAGAUCCAGUCCUUUGAGGAGGCCCGAGGUCUGGACAGGGUCAAUGAACGGAUGCCCCCUCGCCAAGAUGCUCCUCCCCCUCCCAACAACCUCCCAGCCAGUGGCCCACCUAACAAGAAUGGGACCAACACACAGGCCUAGGCAUCUGGCCCACCUCCCUCUGUAUCCCUCCCUCCCGCUCAAAUGUUUCCCUCUCGACUCCCGCUCUCUGUAUCCCUCCCUCCCGCUCUCUGUAUCCAUCCCGGUCUCUGUAUCCCUCCCGCUCUGUGUCUCUCCCUCUCUCCCUCCCGCUCUCUGUGUCCCUCCCUCCCUCCCGCUCUCUGUAUCCAUCCCGGUCUCUGUAUCCCUCCCGCUCUGUGUCCCUCCCUCCCUCCCUCCCGCUCUCUGUGUCCCUCCCUCCCUCCCGCUCUCUGUGUCCCUCCCUCCCUCCCGCUCUCUGUGUCCCUCCCGCUCUCUGUGUCCCUCCCGCUCUCUGUGUCCCUCCCGCUCUCUGUGUCCCUCCCGCUCUCUGUGUCCCUCCCGCUCUCUGUGUCCCUCCCGCCCGCUUUCUGUGUCCCUCCCUCCCUCUCCCUCUGUAUCCCUCCCUCCGUGUCCCUCUUUUCCUGCCCUCCUCUUCUCCCUCCCUCACUGCCCCUCAGAGAAAGGAUGGGUCUUUGUUACUUGGCCUCCAGAGAAUCAGUCCUAGCAUCAUGUUUAUUUAUUUCAUCAUCUAGAAUGAAUCUAAUGUCAUUGGAGUCUAACAGUGGAUCUGAACAAAUGACACAUGAUUUAAUCUACAUUGUACAUUUCUAUAAAUGAUACAUGACGACUCAAUCUACAAUGUACAUUUCUUUAUUGACUGUCCCGAGGCUGGGGCAUCACUGCCGUAUUAAAUAAAAGGCAAAUCCAUUUUGUAAUUUUGAGUUGAUAAUUGGGAUAAUAGUCACACCACCUUUUUGUGUGCUUGGCAAAGGAAGACCUACGCUGCAACUCAUAAAGGUCUUUGCCUUGGUACUUUAUAUAUUAGACAACAUUACUAAGAUAUAAAGUACCUAAGAUACAUAGUAUAUAAUGUACCUAGGCUAUGAUGCCUAAGAAAUAUAGUAUAUAAAGUACCUAGGCUAUGAUGCCUAAGAUAUAUAGUAUAUAAUGUACCUAGGCUAUGGUGCCUAAGAUAUAUAUAGUAUAUAAUGUACCUAGGCUAUGGUGCCUAAGAUAUAUAAAGUACCUUGUCUGUGUCCCACCCAAAAAGAGCAAGCAAGAGCACUUGAAUAAAAAAAAGAGAAAUCCGUUUGAACCACCAUUGCAUUAAAUCCAUCCUUUCUAAUGCCAAUGACAGUGUGACAAGAAUAUUGACAUUUAUAUUAUAUGUACAUUAUAAAUGUUCCCGUCUCUCAAUGUGAUUGACUGUUUGUUUUAUUUUUACGAAAAAUAGAAUUAGGCUUCAUACCUAGAUCAGCGAGGGAUGUGGGAGGGAGAGAUUUGUUUUCUCUCUCUGAAGACAUCAGUCUGUUAACAGUGGAGAAGCACAAGCUAGAUCAUGUAUGAGGGAGAGGUAUGAAUGAAAGGUGUUUGAGAGUGUGUGGAAGAUGGCGGUUGUUGGAUGAUGAAUAAGUGAAGGCUGUUUGGAGUGUGUGUGUUUGCAUGGGUGGCGGUAUUAAGGGGUGGAGGUAUUGAGGGUCAAUAGAGAAUGGGGUUGACGCGUAUGUGAGCGGCGAUGGGGCCUCGUCUUGUUUCUGACUUCUGUUCCAGCUCAACAUAUCUCACAGAAUGUACAGAGAUCGUUUAAUUAAGGUUUUUCAUAAUAGCUGAAUCUCAAAACUGUUUUUUGGCAAGUAUUUGUACUGCGAGGCCUCUGAUUUAUGUAGCUGUAUCCAUUCAAUAAAAAACUGAAAAGAAA